AUGAUGUCAAAAAAGGAAUUCUAUACCAAUGUCACGCCUCUCCCCCCAAAUAUACCCCGCCAACUAGCUCUAGACAUCCUGCACAGCCACAGCGAAAUAAUCACCCUGAACCCCCUAGUCCUCUCGCACCACCCUAUCAAAGCCCCGCGCAAUGCAUCGGCAGACGAAUAUUACUCAACAUGGUACGAGAUAUUUCAACGCGUGCAAUACGUCCCAGGACUAGGAAAGAUGGGCUCGGGGAAGAUAAGCUUCAAGGGCUGUUUUGAAAAUCAUCCCUGGGGUGUGAAAACACAUACCUACCCUCCAAUGGGGAUUGAUUUGCUCAGCAAAUUCCGCAUUGCGGGAACUCAGUUCAACGAACUAGGCCAGGCACAAGAGUCAGAACCUCAACCAGAUCUCGAACAACGCAUUCCAGGCGCCCCGGCCAAAGGACUUUAUCUCCUCGAGGAAAUCGAAAUAAAGUGCAACAUCACACUAAUGUCUUUUGUGAAGAGCCAGUUGAAAGCAGCGUCGAAGGUGUUGGUGGAUCGCCUGAUUAAGAAAGCUGAGCUCCUCGAUGCAGGUGUCUUGCAGGCGUUGUUCGAGGAUGGAAAAUUGAGGACGUUCAACCCGGCGGACCGGACGGAGAACCCUAUUCACAUGCAGGCUCAGUUGUCGCCUACUUUGCCUCAUUCGCCGACGGGGUCUUCGAGGUGGGGGUCUAUUUCUUCGCGAGCGAAUUCGGUUGCACCGUCGUAUGGGACAGAGUAUAGGAAGAGUCUCGGUGGCGCUGUGGAGUUGCCAGAUACUUCGGCAGUGAAUCGGGGUUUGCCUUUUACGCGAUUUGAUAAGGGAUUCCCGACUGAGCUGCCUGCUAUGGAGGAGGUUCCGAGGGAAUAUAAGUGA
Molecule: messenger RNA, 885 nt
Organism: Penicillium longicatenatum
Lineage: Eukaryota; Fungi; Ascomycota; Eurotiomycetes; Eurotiales; Aspergillaceae
Exons: 1
Coding region: 1-885 (294 amino acids)
Source: RefSeq, a predicted model, not a curated record